Molecule: messenger RNA, 1203 nt
Organism: Microthlaspi erraticum
Lineage: Eukaryota; Viridiplantae; Streptophyta; Magnoliopsida; Brassicales; Brassicaceae
Source: the annotation of a GenBank genome assembly
AUGGCUUCGGCGACUUUUUCUUUGGCCAAACCAUCCCUUCAGGGUUUCUCUGAGUUCUCAGGACUCCGAAACUCCUCUGCUCUUCCCUUUGCCAAGAAAUCCUCUUCCGAUGAGUUUGUUUCCUUCGUCUCUUUCCAGACUUCUGCAAUGGGAGGCAAUGGUGGAUACAGGAAAGGAGUGACCGAGGCCAAGAUAAAGGUAGCCAUCAAUGGGUUCGGUAGGAUUGGUAGGAACUUCUUGAGGUGUUGGCAUGGACGUAAAGACUCUCCUCUCGAUGUCAUUGCCAUUAACGACACCGGCGGUGUCAAACAAGCAUCGCAUCUCCUCAAAUACGACUCAACUCUUGGAAUCUUCGACGCUGAUGUCAAACCUUCUGGUGACUCUGCUCUCUCUGUUGAUGGCAAGAUCAUCAAGAUUGUGUCUGAUCGUAACCCAUCUAAUCUCCCCUGGGGGGAAUUAGGCAUUGACUUGGUGAUCGAAGGAACCGGAGUGUUUGUGGACAGAGAUGGUGCUGGAAAGCAUCUUCAGGCUGGAGCCAAGAAAGUUCUGAUUACUGCUCCUGGCAAAGGAGAUAUCCCAACUUAUGUUGUUGGUGUCAAUGAUGAACUCUACAGCCAUGAAGAUACAAUCAUCAGCAACGCUUCUUGUACUACUAACUGUCUUGCUCCAUUCGUCAAGGUUCUUGACCAGAAAUUCGGGAUCAUAAAGGGUACAAUGACAACUACUCACUCAUACACUGGUGACCAGAGGCUGUUAGAUGCGAGCCACCGUGAUCUAAGGAGAGCAAGAGCAGCGGCUCUAAACAUUGUGCCAACAUCUACUGGAGCGGCAAAAGCCGUGGCUCUCGUGCUCCCUAACCUCAAAGGAAAGCUCAAUGGAAUCGCGCUGCGUGUGCCAACUCCUAACGUCUCAGUGGUUGACUUGGUGGUGCAGGUCACCAAGAAGACUUUCGCUGAAGAGGUCAAUGCUGCUUUCAGAGACUCAGCUGAGAAAGAGCUUAAAGGUAUACUCGCUGUCUGCGAUGAGCCGCUCGUCUCUGUUGACUUCAGGUGCUCUGAUGUGUCAUCCACCAUUGAUUCUUCUCUCACAAUGGUUAUGGGAGAUGAUAUGGUUAAAGUGAUUGCUUGGUAUGAUAAUGAAUGGGGUUACUCUCAGAGAGUUGUUGAUUUGGCUGACAUUGUUGCCAAUAAAUGGAAGUAUUGA